AUGCCGGCAAUUAAGAAGCGCAAGAUCGCCCGUGAGGCGCCUCAACAAGAAGACCAUAGCGAUAGUGAGGCACACAGCUCUGCCUCUGAGGAUGCCGCCGCCAAUACUACUGAGCAAGAACAAGAACCAUCUGAAGCGCCUAAGCAGGUUCCAAAAUCUUUCAAGGAACUAGGCCUUAUUGAGCAAUUAUGCGAAGCCUGCGAUUCCAUGGGAUACAAGGCUCCCACCGCGAUUCAGGCGGAGGCCAUUCCUCUCGCUCUUCAGGGCCGCGAUUUGAUCGGUUUGGCUGAGACCGGUAGCGGUAAAACCGCAGCUUUUGCACUGCCUAUCCUCCAAGCCCUGAUGGAUAAGCCUUCUUCCUUUUUUGGCCUCGUCCUCGCGCCCACCCGUGAACUAGCAUACCAGAUCUCCCAAGCCUUCGAGGGUCUAGGAAGCACAAUCUCAGUAAGAAGCACGGUUCUCGUUGGAGGCAUGGACAUGGUAUCACAAUCGAUCGCACUAGGAAAGAAGCCUCACAUCAUCGUAGCCACUCCCGGCCGUCUGCUCGACCAUCUCGAAAACACCAAAGGCUUCUCCCUCCGCAACCUCAAAUACCUCGUUAUGGACGAAGCCGACCGUCUCCUCGACAUGGAUUUCGGCCCCAUCCUCGACAAGAUCCUGAAGGUGCUCCCCCGCGAGCGCCGCACCUACCUCUUCUCCGCAACCAUGAGCUCCAAGGUUGAGUCUCUGCAGAGAGCAUCUCUCCAAAACCCGCUUCGUGUCGCUGUCUCCUCAUCUAAAUUCCAAACCGUCUCCACCCUCCAACAAUCCUACGUCUUCAUCCCCCACAAACACAAGGACCUGUACCUGGUCUACCUGCUGAACGAGUUCGUCGGCCAAUCGUGCAUCAUCUUCUGUCGUACUGUGCACGAGACUCAGCGUCUCAGCUUUUUUCUGAGAUUGCUUGGGUUUGGCGCGAUCCCGCUGCAUGGCCAGCUUUCGCAGUCUGCUCGUUUGGGUGCGCUCGGCAAGUUCCGUUCGAGGAGUAGGGAUAUCCUGGUUGCGACGGAUGUGGCGGCUCGUGGUCUUGAUAUUCCCUCUGUUGAUGUGGUUUUGAACUUUGAUUUGCCUGGUGAUUCGAAAACUUUCAUCCACAGAAUUGGUCGUACCGCCCGUGCAGGUAAGUCGGGUGUGGCUAUUAGCUUCGCUACGCAAUAUGAUGUCGAGGCAUGGCUUCGCAUUGAGGGUGCGCUGGGAAAGAAGCUCCCUGAAUACCCCGCAGAGAAGGACGAGGUGAUGGUCCUUGCAGAGCGUGUAUCCGAGGCGCAACGCAGUGCUAUUUUGGAAAUGAAAAACUACGACGAGAAGAGGGGAAGUAGGGGCAAGAAGUUUGCCAAAGGAAAGCGGUCCCGAGAGGAUAUGGAUCAGGAAGAGGGCUAG
Aspergillus bombycis is the source of this 1419-nucleotide messenger RNA. RefSeq names its product RNA-dependent ATPase RRP3 (gene rrp3). The record is from RefSeq and is a predicted model, not a curated record. The transcript has 4 exons. NCBI's taxonomy places the organism in Eukaryota, Fungi, Ascomycota, Eurotiomycetes, Eurotiales, Aspergillaceae. The coding region runs from base 1 to 1419 and encodes 472 amino acids. Gene Ontology annotation, molecular function: ATP binding; RNA helicase activity; nucleic acid binding.